Molecule: messenger RNA, 474 nt
Organism: Gongylonema pulchrum
Lineage: Eukaryota; Metazoa; Nematoda; Chromadorea; Rhabditida; Gongylonematidae
Source: the annotation of a GenBank genome assembly
UUGCUACAAUUUGCAGAAUUAAGGCGGGUUCCUGUUGAUGGUUUCUCGGCAGGCCUUCAAGAUGAUGACAUAUACAAGUGGGAAGUUCUUGUCAUUGGACCACCGGACACUUUAUAUGAAGGAGGAUUUUUCAAGGCAAUUCUGGAGUUUCCGCAGGAAUAUCCACUUUUGCCGCCGAAAAUGAAGUUCAUCUCAGAAAUAUGGCAUCCAAAUAUUGGUAAAGACGGAAGUGUGUGCAUAUCGAUACUGCACGAACCUGGUGAUGAUCGGUGGGGCUACGAGAAACCAGAAGAGAGGUGGUUGCCGGUGCAUACUGUAGAAACGAUUCUUCUUUCUGUGAUUUCGAUGCUCGCUGAUCCAAAUCAUGAAUCACCAGCAAAUGUGGAUGCUGCGAAAAUGCUUCGAGAGAAUUUUCCCGAGUUUAAAAAGCGAGUGUCGGCAUGUGUCCGGAAAAGUCAGGAAGAGGGCUGCUGA